AUGGUGACCCAGAAUGCAGUACGCAACGUCCUUGGAAUUAUAGGAAAUGUCAUAUCUUUUGGGCUAUUCCUUUCUCCUUCGCCAAAUUUUUGGGGGAUUAUCAAGAAAAAAACGGUGGGAGAGUAUAGCUCAGCUCCAUAUGUUGCUACAAUAUUAAAUUGCGCCUUUUGGGUUAUGUAUGGUCUUCCCUUUGUCAAAGAAAACAACUUUCUUGUUGCAACUAUUAAUGGCGUUGGUUUGGCUAUUGAAAUCAUUUACGUCAUAAUCUUUCUCGUUUAUUCUAACAAUCAAAGAAAGAAAAGGAUCGGAAUUUACUUGUGCAUUGAGGCAUUAUUGGUUGCGGGAAUGUUAGUGUUUGUAUUGAAAGGACUUCACACCAAAAAACUAAGGACUUCAGUUGUUGGACCAGUUUGUACUUUCUUCAACAUUUGCAUGUACUUAUCACCCUUGACGGUCAUGCGCAAAGUAAUCCAAACAAAGAGUGUGAAAUGUAUGCCCUUUUAUCUUUCACUAACAAGCUUCUUAAAUGGAUGUAUUUGGACUGCAUACGCUGGUUUGGGAAGUAUUGAUCCUUGGAUGUUGGUUUCAAAUGGUUUAGGAGCACUUUCAGGAGCAGUUCAACUCAUAUUAUAUGCAGCUUACUACAAGAAACAAGAUUUUAUUGAUGAGGAUUGUAUACCACAAGUUGAACUUCCUCCCCAUAAUCUUGUUUAG
Messenger RNA from Amaranthus tricolor (Joseph's coat), 714 nucleotides. Its product is annotated as bidirectional sugar transporter SWEET6a-like. The coding region runs from base 1 to 714 and encodes 237 amino acids. Gene Ontology annotation, biological process: carbohydrate transport. Gene Ontology annotation, molecular function: sugar transmembrane transporter activity. The transcript is spliced from 6 exons. The record is from RefSeq and is a predicted model, not a curated record. Gene Ontology annotation, cellular component: membrane. Lineage: Eukaryota; Viridiplantae; Streptophyta; Magnoliopsida; Caryophyllales; Amaranthaceae.